Molecule: messenger RNA, 1287 nt
Organism: Procambarus clarkii (red swamp crayfish)
Lineage: Eukaryota; Metazoa; Arthropoda; Malacostraca; Decapoda; Cambaridae
Source: RefSeq, a predicted model, not a curated record
AUGGUGAAGAUGCAGGCGGUGCAGUCGGCCUUGGCCAUCCGGCGCCAGAGAUCGCGUCGAGAAGACCAGCGCCGGGCGAAGGAACGCCGGGAAAGCCGCGCCUCACUAUCCACGCCACGACCCUCCGUCGUUAGCCUCGAUGGCCGCGUGUACUUCAACGAGGAGCGGGAAAAUAAGCGUCUGUUAGGGCAGGUCACUAUGUUUCAUGUGGGUUCGGUGUUUAUAGUGAUCGGCUUGAUGCUCACUAUCACUUCCCUGGUGCCUGGCUACGUCAGGAGCACCACACCCGAGCGCAGGAGUGAUCUGCUCGGAACAGGUUGCUUUUUCGUGUUCCUUGGCGGCGUGUUGACAACAAUUAGUCGUUUCGUAUCCAAUAACGAGGAGAAGGAGCUCAAUAAGUACAUCAAGGGACGACUUUCGCGCUCGAAGUCCGGCCACAGGCUUGUGCGCGACGCGGAGAGCGGGUUGCCUACUCCAACCCGCGAGCGACGCAACAAGCCGCAGCAGAAUGGUUUCACGCCACAUUCUCCCGCCAGAGCCGCCAAGAUCGCCAGCAAGGCCGAGCCUAAGGAGGAGCCGGCGAGCACACCGUCGCCCUCGGAGGGCGAGGCGGCCUGCAGCUCGCCCGGUACGACGGAUACAAUCCCCGCCUCGGCCUCCAUGGAACCCGUCCUCUCCCGCAUUCUGGAGGAGGACGAGAACGACGGGGACACGGCCACGACUGAGCCCAUGGACACGACGCCUGAGUCCUCGCUCACACCUACCUCGCCAUUGGAGACGCAGGGACUCCUCGAACGCCACCACUCCACCCCCAGGAAGGGCUCCAAGAGCUCCUCCAAGAGCUCCACCAAGAGUUCCAGGCACUCUGGAGUCUAAAAUGCAUAAGGUCACUCAGCCUUCACUCGGCUGAGCUUCUAAAAAGCUUCACUCGCCCUAAACAUAAGCUUUUAAGGGCUUUCUCAUCCCUAAGAAUAUGUACAUUACAAUAUAUAUAUAUAUAGAAUUUAUAUUCCCAUUCAGACUAUGUGGGAUAUUUAAGCAACCUUUCUGAAAGGUUUGUUUAAAUGUCCUGAAAGAUGUAUAUAGUUAUUCAUUUACGGUAUGGAAGACCACAGCGACGGCCUGGAAUAUUUUGGGAAAACUCACAACUUGUUUUUCUGCAAGGUUCAUAUAUAUCUUCCUCCAGGAGGCCCUGGAGGUCAACCUUGGCCGAGGUCUUAACGAGACUUCUAAUGAAGUCUCGUUUAGGCCUCCAGGUUGGCCUAUGUGAGUUAUAAUUAAAACUUU